AUGGGCGUGAUGAAUCUUUUGGCGUCCAGCCUGUUACUGGUGGCUUCGGUUCAAGCCCAGAGCACUGCUCCGGCAUGGGGACAAUGUGGAGGGCAGAAUUGGACCGGCGCAACUUCUUGCGUGAGCGGAUACACUUGCUCAGUCUUGAACCCUUACUACAGCCAGUGUAUCCCGGGAUCAAGCACACCAACAACCACAUCGGCCAGAGCCUCAAGCACACCAGCCGUAACUGGCACCAGUACCCGUGCUACGACGACUUUUGUGACAGUGACGACAACAGCAGCUGGAGGCGGCGGUUCCGUCCCCACGACCCUUGUCUCGGGUUGGUACUGGAUUCGUGCGGUCGCCUCGCCAAACUACCACAGCUACCUUCAAGCCAAGCCCACGGGCACGCCCAGCAAGGCCUAUCUCGAUUCGCCCAGCACCGCCGGUCAGUUCAAGAUUGAGGAUGGUCAACUGGUUCACCUCACUGGCUCGUCUUCGCUGUACCUCAACGUCGAGAACCCUGCAGACAAAACCCAGCGGAAGCUCGAGACGUGGUUCGCGACCACCAAGAACACGUACGGCACGUUCGCCUUCCAGGGCGAUACACUUACAUGGAGCACUCCGGAUAUCAAACGCCCUAACCUGGCUGCCUGGCUUGUCUGCGAGAACCAGGAAGUGUUCAUCAACACGGGCGCUUACUUGUACCAGACGCCGGCAGGGUGUUACGAUCAGACUAUACACUCUUAUGGAGGCUCAACCGCAGAUCUUUAA
Messenger RNA from Colletotrichum siamense, 756 nucleotides. RefSeq names its product putative 1,4-beta-D-glucan cellobiohydrolase C (gene cbhC). Bases 1 to 756 code for a protein of 251 amino acids. Gene Ontology annotation, biological process: carbohydrate metabolic process. Gene Ontology annotation, molecular function: cellulose binding. NCBI's taxonomy places the organism in Eukaryota, Fungi, Ascomycota, Sordariomycetes, Glomerellales, Glomerellaceae. Gene Ontology annotation, cellular component: extracellular region. The record is from RefSeq and is a predicted model, not a curated record. The transcript has 4 exons.